AGCAGUUCCGGCCUAGGCUCUUUGGACCGGACCGCGGGCUUCGGCUUGUAAUCGUCUGCCAUGCUCCGCCAAGCGCGGCGGCGACCCGGCUACGGCCCCCAGCUCUGCGCCGCCGCCGCCGCUCUCAUCCUCCUCUUCCUCUCCCUCUCCGUCCUCUACUCCCGUCUCUCUUCCUCCCCCUCUUCCUCCUCAGGCUUCUCGCUCCGCCUUGGGCUCCCCACUGGCCAAACCCACUCCGAACGAGACGCAUCGGCCCUGUUCGAAGACGCUAACUUAGAUGACAUCGACGAGAAUACCGCCACCGAUGACGAUCGGAUCGACGAGCUCGACGUCGUCGAGGAAGAGGCGGGUGAUUCCAUACCCCAGCAGGAUCCUGGCUCUGGGCUUUUCUGGGACCACGCCCUUGGCGUCGCCAGGAUGCAGUUCGGCAGGCCCGAUCGCGAUGGAGAAGCCCAUCGUUUGCUCUCGUUUCCCAAAGAGCAUCCUUACAGGGGCAAAAUCGCGUUCGGAUCGGACGACCAGCCCGUUGACGAGGACAUCCGGCUGAAGUUAGACUCGAUCCGGAAAGUGGAGGAUGCCCUUCUGCUCAAAGUGGGUUCCGGCGACUCGCCGCUGCGGAAGGGGUGGUCACAGUGGCUGGAGGGGAAGGGUGACUACCUUCGGCGGGAUCGGAUGCUCAGGUCGAACCUCGAUCUGUUGAAUCCCAAGAGCCAUCCUUUGCUUCAGGAUCCAGACGGACCCGGGCUGACUAUACUGACCAAAGGGGAUCGACUGGUGCAAAGGGUGCUCUUGAAGGAGUUGGAGAAUUCUCCUUUCCGUUUAGGUGGUGGUGGUGGUGGUGGUGCUGAGGCUAAAAGAACUGAGGCAAGACAAGCUAUGGAAGCAGAGGAAAAGAAGAGGGAAGUUGGAGCUUUGGAAGGACGAAAAAUGGUAACUAUGCUGAAGGAGGGUCGAGUGCAUGCUGAUGGUCAGCGAUGGGCUUACUUUCCUGGCCUAGAUGCUCGCCUGAGAUUCUCUGACUUCAUGGAUCAGUUUCUUUAUAGUGGCAAAUGCAGGAUGAGAGUUUUCAUGGUGUGGAACAGUCCACCAUGGACUUAUGGCAUCCGGCAUCGACGGGGCCUGGAGAGUCUUUUGCAUCAUCAUUUUGAUGCUUGUGUGGUUGUUUUCUCAGAGACAGUGGAGCUUGAUUUCUUUGAUGACCUAGUAAUGGAAGGGUAUAGAGUUGCAGUGGCCAUGCCCAAUCUUGAUGAACUUCUAAAAGAUACUCCGACUCGCAUCUUUUCAUCUGUGUGGUAUCAGUGGAGAAAGACAAAGCAUUAUCCUGUUCACUAUAGUGAGCUAAUCCGUCUUGCUGCUCUCUAUAAGUAUGGUGGCAUAUACCUUGAUUCAGAUAUCAUAGUUUUAAACCCGAUUGAUUCAGUGAAGAAUUUUAUUUCGAUUGAGGAUAAUUUAUCCGGAAAUCCAGCCUUUAAUGGUGCAGUGAUGGCAUUUGAAAAGAACAGUUCUUUGAUGCUGGAGUGCUUAAACGAAUUUUAUUCAACAUAUGAUGAUGCCCUUCUACGGUGGAAUGGGGCAGAUCUCAUGACAAGAGUGAUAAACAGGAUAUCUGACAGAAGUAACAAGUCGCCAUUACAGCAUGAGAUAAAUGUAAAACCUCAAUUUGCAAUUCAUCCCGUCAGUUCUUCAGAUAUUACAAGGUACUUUGCAGAGCCAGUUGAUGAAUUUGAAAAGGCUGAACAAGAUAAUCUGUUCAAAAGGAUGGUGAACGAGUCGUUAACAUUUCACUUCUGGAAUGCCCUUACAUCGGCGCUGGUUCCAGAACCCAACAGUCUCGUUGAGAGACUUCUGAAUCAGUACUGUCUCCAUUGCCUCGACGUGUUAUGAUCUGACAAAAAUCUAGUUUUACAAAGACAUUACUCCCGAUUGAAGCUUUAGCAGACUUACUGUCAUGCUAUGCUUGAAUUAUGGACAUCUUAGAGCUUUCAUUAGCGAUACCGAAGCCAAAAACCUGUCUUGUAGCUGAAAUCAAGAUAGAAGUUAUAACACAAUAUAAGAUCACGGUAGCCAAAAAUAUAGCCUUUUGAGCAUUAGCGAAACAGAAUUUUUCUCAGGGUAACAUGCAUCAAUCACAUCCAUUUGAGGAAGUUUAGAUAUAAUUGUUUAAACGUGAUAGAUCUAUUUUGGUGAUAAUUUUCUUAAAAACCAUGCUGCCUCUGUAAGCCAUGUAUUUCUUGGUUUGUAAUUUUUGUAUGUGAAUGUUCAAUUCAACAACAAAAUUUAUGUUUUUGUAA
Messenger RNA from Zingiber officinale, 2291 nucleotides. RefSeq lists its product as uncharacterized. The record is from RefSeq and is a predicted model, not a curated record. Lineage: Eukaryota; Viridiplantae; Streptophyta; Magnoliopsida; Zingiberales; Zingiberaceae. The transcript has 5 exons. The coding region runs from base 61 to 1884 and encodes 607 amino acids.